Molecule: messenger RNA, 2351 nt
Organism: Drosophila eugracilis
Lineage: Eukaryota; Metazoa; Arthropoda; Insecta; Diptera; Drosophilidae
Product: carnitine O-acetyltransferase
Biological process (GO): carnitine metabolic process, CoA-linked
Cellular component (GO): peroxisome
Molecular function (GO): carnitine O-acetyltransferase activity
Source: RefSeq, a predicted model, not a curated record
UCUAAGAAGUCCUUUCUAUCAGUAAUCCAACUACCUUACUGAUCAGAACAAGCUGGAAAUUUAGUGUAACAACGUUAGUUUUUUAACAAAAUUUUGUAAAUGUAUUUUUAAAACUAAAAUAGAAAAUAAAUUGGCAACCUGGAGAAAAAGGCGAAUUAACCAAAUGAUUUCCAUCCUUCGAUAGUAUUUUUGAACAACACAACAAGACAAGAUGGAGUUCCUAAGAAAAGGAAAGUGCCUUUUUAAGUUGGCGAAGAAUACGGCUAAGCUGCAGACUCGAAAUACACUCUUCAAAAUAAUGCUAACCUCAAGCUGUAGCUUACGCUCCUAUAGCACCACUGAUGAAAACUCUGAUCAGCCAAACCUAUUGAAGUACCAUGUUUUACCCCUAGAGGAAACGUUAAAUCGUUUUAUGACCACUGUAGAACCAUUGCUGACACCCGAUGAGCUGAAAGAACAAGAGGAUAUCACUUCUAAAUUCCUAAAGAAAGAAGGUGCGGAAUUACAAAAGAUCUUGGAAGAAGUCGGUAGUCAGGAAAAGAAUUGGUUAGCCCAUCGCUGGCUAAAGGUUGGCUACUUAAAGUUUCGGUCGCCAGUCACUGCCUUUGUAAGUCCAGGGAUGACUUUUCCCAAACAAAGCUUUGAAAAUCCAAACCAAUUUGUGGACUAUACGUCCAGAGUUAUCUUUGGAUUGGGUGAGUUUAAUGACUUGGUUCAUGCCAAAAAGAUUCCGAUUGUUAAAAUGGGAAAGAACGAGUUGGACAACAGCCAGUUUGGCAAAGUAUUCGGAACAUGUCGAAUACCAAGAAGGACCACCGACGAGAUCAUCUAUAAUCCCUGUUCCGAUUAUGUGGUGAUAAUCUACAGGAAUCAUUUUUACAAAUUGAAAAUAUAUAAUGAAGAGGGAAAACUGAUUAAUGCUCCAUGUUUGGCUGCUCAACUCGAAGAGAUCAUGACGAAGGAGAAGAAAAUGGGAGUUCCCUAUGGUAUCAUGACCACCGACUCGAGAGACAACUGGGCGGAGGCCUAUGGCCAUUUAUCGAAGAGAGCUCGUAACAAGGAUGCCCUUAAGACCAUUCAGAAAUCUCUAUUCACUGUCUCUCUGGACUGUUGUACUACUCCAAAAGAAGGUCAGGAUGCCGAAGAGUUGAUUCUCUCACUGAUCCAUGGAAAUGGCAGCAAUUCCAACAGUGGUAACCGCUGGAUGGAUAAGACGAUUCAACUGGUUGUUAACCCCAACGGCAAUGUGGGAUUCACCUACGAGCACUCGCCAGCUGAGGGCCAACCCAUUGCAAUGAUGAUGGACUAUGUGGUGAAGAAGCUGAAAGAUGAUCCUAGCUACGGGGAGACCGGAGAAGACGACUUUACUCCGGCAGAGAAAAUACAAUUUUGUCCACUUAGUCCUUGCGAAGAGCAAUGGUUGAUUAUCGCCCAGAGGAACAUUGAUAAACUGGUAAAGCAGCUUCAAAUGAAGGUUCUCAAGUUCGACGGCUAUGGAAAGGAUUUUAUCAAGAAACAAAAGCUUGGCCCCGAUAGUUUCAUACAGAUUGCCUUGCAAUUGGCCUUCUUUAAAUUGCAUAAUGAGCCAGCUGCUCAGUAUGAGUCCGCCCAUUUGCGGAUCUUUGAUGGCGGUCGAACUGAAACUAUACGUUCCUGUUCCAAUCAAUCUUUGGCCUUCUGUCUUGCCAUGCAAGAUCCGAGUUCCUCAGUUCAAGAUCAGGCUAAUAAGCUGCGUGAGGCUGUAAUCUGCCAUCAGAUGUAUGCCAAGCUAGCACUUCAAGGAAGGGGAGUUGAUCGUCAUCUGUUUGGACUGCAGCUAAUGGCUAAGGAAAACGGCUUGCCCAUUCCGGAGUUCUUUGAUUCGCCAGGAUAUGUGAAGUCGUCUCAUUUCCGGGUGUCAACCUCUCAGGUGGCCACGAAAUAUGAUGCUUUUAUGGGCUAUGGACCGUCGACUGACGAUGGAUAUGCCUGCUGCUAUAAUCCACGUGAUUGUGACAUCAUUUUAGCAAUUUCUGCUUGGCGCCACUGCCAAGCAACAGAUCAUCUGAAGUUCGCCAAGGCACUUGUUCAGUCCUUUUCUCAAAUGAAGGUUGUUCUAGAAAAAUGCCCAAUGACAGGGAAGCCGCCAGAGCCUAAGUGCAAUAUUUGAAAAUCUUUAUUAUUAAUAUAUGGUAAAUUUGUAUAUAUUUUGUAUAUAUAUUUGCUGAUAUGAAAUCAAUAAAAAGAAUAAAAAAAACAGGAACUUUUAAGAUUUACACUGUAAAUAUGCAGUCAUCCGUGUUAGGGCGCCAUCUGUCGGUAAAAUAUUACUUUAAGGUGGAUUUAUCAACCAUUUGAAAAAUUGAGCAACU